Molecule: messenger RNA, 393 nt
Organism: Strongylus vulgaris
Lineage: Eukaryota; Metazoa; Nematoda; Chromadorea; Rhabditida; Strongylidae
Source: the annotation of a GenBank genome assembly
AUGGCACGACCUUCUUCUUUGGAUGCCGGUUCCAGCGUAAACUCAUUAGCUGAGAAGAAAAGCAGUUCUAAUCUUCGUAGCUCGGUCAAGGAUACGAACAACAAUAAACGUGAUCCAGCUCAUAGUACUCAAGCGCUUUUCUUAUUGGCAGAGAAUUUGGCUGAGUUGGUGGAUUCUGUUUGUAAAAGUGAUGACAAAGAGCGACUUUUGCCGACGCUCCACGCUGUCUGGGGAAAUGUUGUUCCUUAUUUGAAAGCAAAAAAUUAUAUGCGUCCCGUUUGGAAGAAAACUACGCUUGAACUCCUUCUUGAUUCAUGUGAGCAGUCACUUAUUCAAAUUCAAAUUGUCAGACUUGUCGUCAUCGUUGGAACCUACAUCAUUCGAUAUCGCUAA